Scaptodrosophila lebanonensis is the source of this 826-nucleotide messenger RNA. RefSeq names its product rab-like protein 3. The transcript has 2 exons. Gene Ontology annotation, biological process: intracellular protein transport. The record is from RefSeq and is a predicted model, not a curated record. Gene Ontology annotation, molecular function: GTPase activity. The coding region runs from base 23 to 751 and encodes 242 amino acids. NCBI's taxonomy places the organism in Eukaryota, Metazoa, Arthropoda, Insecta, Diptera, Drosophilidae. Gene Ontology annotation, cellular component: endomembrane system.
GCAAUACUAUAUUUGAUAUACAAUGUAUGAGCAACGUGUCGAAGAAAUCGCCACUCUGCGUAUAUUGCUGCUGGGCGAUCCAGGUGUUGGCAAAACAAGUCUCUCCAACUUGCUGGCAUCCGAAAUAUCGGAAUCAGCACAGCAAAGCACCGGCUCUGACUGGUGGACGGUUAAGGUGGGGUUGCAUGAGUGUCCUUGUAAUAAAUAUAAGCCACCUACACCCAAGUUUCCGACACCGCCAUGGACAUCUUCAUCAUCGAACUCCUCAAAUAUGUCAACAUGCAAUGACACUUGCGAUAAUUUAUAUUUUAUAGAACUCUAUGAGCUAACCAGUAAUGCGCUGAGGUGUCCGGAGAAAAGGAGACUGCUUUAUCGUAGCGUGGAUGGUAUUAUACUGAUUUAUAACAUGAUGGAUAUGACAUCGCACGAUAAUCUACAUGAUUGGCUAAAUGAGCCGUUGCGUUACUCUAAAAAGCCUCGUCUGUGCGGCCAUCGUAGGCGGGAGUUGUCCCGAAGCCGUGAUCUCAGCCAUGUGCCAAUGCUGGUGGUGGGCACCAGAGUUGAUUUACUCACGAGCCGUCGUCUACGACGUGCUGGCGGAAUUGCCGACCAGUGCGAGGCGGAGGAACUAUUCCUUAAUUGUCUUGAUGCCAGCAGCAUGGCUCCAGAUUCGCGCAAUUUUGCGAAAGUACGUCGAUUCUACAAUAAGGUCAUUGACUACAAGGCAACCCUCAAAUCGCGAUGCUACUGAAAUAGAAUACUUUAUAUAUUUUAUAAUUACUUAUAUUAUUAUAUCAUUGUUAUUUAUUUUAUUCAUUAAUCUUUA